Molecule: messenger RNA, 7176 nt
Organism: Dunckerocampus dactyliophorus (ringed pipefish)
Lineage: Eukaryota; Metazoa; Chordata; Actinopteri; Syngnathiformes; Syngnathidae
Gene: prdm16
Product: PR domain containing 16
Exons: 17
Coding region: 234-4460 (1408 amino acids)
Biological process (GO): regulation of transcription by RNA polymerase II
Cellular component (GO): nucleus
Molecular function (GO): protein binding; RNA polymerase II cis-regulatory region sequence-specific DNA binding; DNA-binding transcription activator activity, RNA polymerase II-specific
Source: RefSeq, a predicted model, not a curated record
GGAGGAGGAGGGGAAGAGAUAAGUGAUCUAAAGGGGAGACGAUAGGACAAGAAAAAAAAGUGAUGAUGAAGAAUACAUUGGAAAGUUUUUUGGCCCAGGCGAGGGUGUCAGAUUGAAUGGCCUGUGCGCAUGUGCGAAGGUGUCCAAACUGACAAUGCUGGUGAGAUGAAGAUAGUGUUGUUGCUGCUUCUGGGCUCACGGAGGACGACGAGAGGAAUCUACAAGGCGACAAGAUGAGAUCCAAGGCGAGGGCGAGAAAACUGGCUAAAAAUGACAGUGAGCCAGUGGACAGCAUGUAUGACACAGAGGCCGACCUUCCGGGCUUAGCGGCUGGUGGCAUUUGCACAGACAGUCCAGAAGACGAUGCAGAAGACGGCGUCCUCAACAUGUCUCCCCUGCCGUCACCGACUCCCUCCCAUCCAAAUAAUAACCACCACCACCUACUGCACCCCCACAUCUACAGCAGCAGCCACCAUCACCUCCACAACAACAACAGCAGUAGCAAUGACCAGGACUUCACCACACCCAAGGAAGGCUCGCCUUAUGAGGCACCCGUCUACAUUCCAGACGACAUUCCGAUUCCCAGCGAUCUGGAGCUGCGGGAAUCUUCUGUGCCAGGUGCGGGCUUGGGCGUUUGGGCCAAGACCCGAAUCGGUGCUGGAAAGAGGUUCGGUCUGCACAACGCAGGCAAAGGCAACUCCUUUGGAUGGGAGAUGAUGAAUGACCAUGAAGAUGCAUCCCCGGACAACUGCGUAAAAAAGGUGGUGGACGACAUGGGCAACAUCAAGUUUUCGCUGGACACCGGCCCGGACGCCGCCAGCAACAGCUGGCUCAAGUAUGUCCGCUCCGCCCCCUCGUUUGAGGAGCAGAACCUCGCCGCCUGCCACCUCACUGGAGACCAGAUUUAUUAUAAAAGUGUCCGGGACAUUGAGGCAGGGGAGGAGCUUUUAGUUUAUAUGAAGGACGGCAUUUUCCCGGAGGGAUCCAUGGCACCCAAUUUACAAGAUGAGCAGAUGUACCGUUGCGAAGACUGUGAUGAACUGUUCUCAUCAACACUUGAGUUGCGGCGGCACCAGAAGUAUUCAUGCACCAAUGCAGGCUCCAUCUUUGACACCCUGAGAGAAGACUUCAAACAGGAGCGGGAGGACAGUGAUGAGCCUGUCCAUGAGUGUAAAGAUUGUGAGAAGAUCUUCCCAAAUGAAUACAGUCUGGGCCAACAUAUGAUAGUCCACACAGAGGAGCGGGAGUACAAAUGUGACCAGUGUCCCAAAGCCUUCAACUGGAAGUCCAACCUCAUCCGUCACCAGAUGUCACAUGACAGCGGCAAGCGCUUUGAGUGUGAAAAUUGUGAUAAGGUACAGCAUACCCGGCACGUGUUCACAGAUCCAAGCAACCUACAGCGUCACAUCCGCUCCCAACACGUGGGGGCGAGAGCUCAUACUUGUCCUGAAUGUGGCAAGACCUUCGCCACCUCAUCAGGCCUCAAACAGCAUAAGCACAUCCACAGCAGUGUCAAACCUUUUAUCUGCCCUGAUGGGCUGCCUCUUCUUGUACCCCCAGGUGAGGUUUGCCACAAAUCCUACACGCAGUUCUCCAAUCUCUGCCGCCACAAGCGCAUGCAUGCUGACUGCCGCACUCAGAUAAAGUGUAAGGACUGUGGCCAGUUGUUCAGCACUACCUCCUCCCUAAACAAGCACCGCCGCUUUUGCGAAGGCAAAAACCAUUACGGCUCUCCAACGGGGAUGUUCAAUCCCGGCAUCCCCAUGAGCUCCAGCCCUAUCAUGGCCAAGGCCAAGUCCCACCAUCCCCACCUUCCUGGUCUGAACCAAUCAGGUUUAGGCUUCACUGACUACUUUCCUUCCAGACCUCACCCCCAUGCUGGCUUGCCCUUCUCGCCAGGACCUCAUGGUUUCCCCUCCCUCCCUCAUGGUUUCCCAGGCAUUUUUCCACCAUCACUGUAUCCACGACCACCAUUAUUGCCAGCCAGUCCUAUGAUGAAGACGCCCCUUGGCAGCAGCACCCAAGAGGUCAAGCUGCCUCAGAGUCCUAUAGAUGGCCCUCCAUUGUCCUUGGUUAGCUCCACAAACAGUAAUGGAGGCAACAGUAUAAGCAUGGCCGAGGACAAAGAUGGUGAGACUAAACUGGAUUUUUCCUCUGGUGGAGAGGCAAAAACUAAAUCCAAGAUGGCAGACAUUUCAGAUGGUAGUGACCUUGAAGAUGUUAACACCACAAGCGGGACAGAUUUGGACACCACAACUGGUACGGCCUCUGGCGACGGUUCCGACCUGGAGAGCGAUGGGGACAGUGAACGCGAGCGCAACGGCAAAAGAAGGAAGUCAUCUAUCGCCCUAUCAAGUCAAGAUGGGCACCGGUUAGACGACACAAACAGCACAGUGUUACCAGCCGUGUCCAGUUCAGGGAAUCUCUCCAUUGAUCGCCCCUUUUUGUCCUCUGCAUCAACACAGCACUCUUUCUUCCCUCCACCCGAUGAGCAAGCACUCCCGCCCACCAUGAAUGCUAACGCAGCCACUGAUUCCAUCAAAGCCAUUGCUUCUAUUGCUGAGAAAUAUUUUGGUCCAGGUUUGAUAGGCCUCCAUCAAGAGAAGAAGAUGGGCCCCUUGCCCUACCACUCUAUGUUCCCCUUCCACUUCCUACCCAAUUUUCACAACUCCAUCUACCCAUUUAGCACCGAUCGAGGUGCCCUCAACUCUGGCCUGUUCUUUAAAGGAGAGCCUAAAUCGCCUCGUGAGCAGCUGCAUAAGAUGGUUUCUGGUGCUCUUGGAGCUGCUCCAGUUCCUACAGGAGAAUCACCAUGUGAUCUCAGCACAAAGCCCAAGGAGAGUAAGUUAUCUCCUCCAACUCCUACCAACCCCUCAAAUCCAAGCCAUCAUACUGGGGGCAGUAGUGGUCCUUCAGUAAUAUCUAGCGGUGAAGAACAACCACUGGAUCUCAGUAUUAACAGCAGAAGCCGAGGGGAUCACAACGGCAUGGCAGCUGAACCACACAGUCAAAAGAACCAAGUCUACGGAGUUGGAAAAGGGGUGUCUAUCAAGGAUGAAGCUCCUGGCUUUCCACAUCCCCAUUCCCAGUCUCUGCAUCAAUCCCCCAUCGCGCCUCACCAACAACCACAAGCACAGCCACACCAACCACCGCCUCUCCACUACGCCAAACCCUCUGCCUUCUUCAUGGACCCCAUAUACAGCAGGGUGGAGAAGAGGAAGCUACUUGACCCUGUAGGAGCUCUGAAGGAGAAGUUCCUCAGGCCCUCACCUCAGCUUUUCCAUCCACAGCAGAUGUCUGCCAUGGAGAACAUGACAGAAAAACUGGAGAGCUUUGGUGCUCUAAAACUGGAUGUGCCGCCCACCUCACUGCAACAUUCGGCUCACCCUCUUUUCAACUUCCGCUCGCCCCCACCUUCGCUCUCGGACGCCAUCCUCCGUAAGGGCAAGGAGCGCUACGCCUGCAGGUACUGUGGGAAAAUCUUCCCCCGCUCGGCAAACCUCACCAGACAUUUGCGAACGCACACAGGCGAACAACCAUACAGGUGUAAGUACUGUGAUCGCUCAUUCAGCAUCUCGUCCAACCUGCAACGCCACGUUCGCAACAUCCACAACAAGGAGAAGCCCUUCAAGUGUCACCUGUGCAACCGCUGCUUCGGCCAGCAAACCAACCUGGACCGCCAUCUCAAGAAGCACGAGCAUGAGAACAUUCCUGUGAGCCAACAGUCUGGGAUGAUUUCCAACUUAGGAACCACCAUCUCCUCGCCAAACUCCGAGCCAGACAAUCAUGCACUUUUAGAUGAGAAAGAGGACUCGUACUUCUCAGAAAUACGUAACUUCAUUUCCAACAGUGAGAUGAACCAGCCCUCCAGCUCUACGGAUAAGAGAUCUGACCUGGCCGAUGCAGAGGAGCACCACACAGGUGGCCGCAGUUUGUCCAACCCCAAGCUGGCCCUUCAGGGUCUGGAGGAGGAGGAAGAGGAAGUGGAGGGUGACGACGAAGAGGAAGAGGAAGGCAGCCUGACAGAAAAGUCUCACGACGAGGCGCCUGAAUCCCCGUCUCCCGUUACAACACGCGUGUAUGAAGAAGAGGAGGACGAGGAAGAGGCUGCUCCAUUAUCGAUGAGCUAUGAACACUCUCGCAGGUGUUUAGAGGAGGAGGGCCCCCUCCUGGACCUUGACGGUCUUUCCAGCUUUCCCAAAGGCCUGGAUGGCUUGCGUAAAGCAGCCGCUGAUGAGCAACAUUUUGACGUUAAAGACAUAUUUAACACUUCGCUAGAGUCGGACACCUUGAAAGAGACCUUGUACAGACAGGCUAAGACGCAGGCUUAUGCAAUGAUGCUGUCUCUCUCGGACAACAACCCUUUGCACGCGCCCUCCCAGAACUCUCUGGACGCUUGGCUGGGCAUAGGAGGCGGACCGUCUGAGACGAGCAGCUUUCACCCGCUCAACCACAUCUAGAAAAGAAAGAACAAGAGGAGGUUGGCGUAGGCGUAGAAACCAUAGGUUGCAUAGAGUUGGACACAAGUAGUGAGACAACUUCAAGAACGGAGAUUUCAGCGUUGCACACAUUCAACAUGUGCACGUGUGUGUGUAUGUGUAUGUGUGUGUGUGUGUCUCUGUGUGUGUUCGAGAGAGAAUUUUGUGUGUUUGUGUGUGUGUGAGAGAGAGAGGGGAGAGAGGGACUCAAAAAGAAAGCACUGCUAAAGCUCCUGUUGAUGUGAAGGACAUACACGAUGAAUGCUUCUCAGAUCCUCCCCAAGUCCAAAAAGCCCAACAAGUCUCACUUGGGCACCAUAGAGAGUCAUGUGACACUCUCCAGACACUUAAAUAACACGUCACUAAAGGUCCUGUGUGUGUUGUGUGUGUGAGUAUGAGAAGCCAAGAAGAAGAAAACGCACUGCAGCAUUAGGACUGCAUGUCCACAGGGGGGUGCUGUUUCACACCAAGUGACACUAAGGGGGACACUUUUGGUUCCUCCCCCUCCCAGCACUUGUGACUGCAGAAUCAGCGACACAAAAUGUUAAAGAGGAAAUGAAUUCACACUGACUGAUUUUAGUGAUUGUUUCCCAGUCUGAUCAUCCAAAAUCUCACACAAAAACAAUGAGGAUCCCCUGCUUCUUCAUCUCAUGUCAUUUUUAAAAACACAAAUCAUUUCCUUUGCAUAGAUACCACAGUAUUGUUUCAUUGUAGGCACCACCAUGCUUAAUUAUUAAUAUAAUUCUUUUAGAGACGGACCAAAAUUGUAUGAUAAUGUUGUAUGAUGUACUAGAUGUUCAUAUAGCGAGGGUGAUGUGCCAAAUAACCCAUAGAAAAUGUUUUUUGUUCUCUGACAAUCAUUUCAUUUCCAUUUUGCUCCAAUAUAUUUGAUUUCACAAGUGUGCGUGUAUGUAUUUAUUUUAUUCUUUUUGGGGGUCUUGUUCAGUCAUUCUAUGAGAGAGCGAAGAAAAGAGCUCUUCUUUUUGAAGGAAGAAACAUCAGACAGAGCGAGAUGGAGAUUCAGAAUCUCCACGUUUGGUGUGCCAUCAUGGAAAGAAUUCAUUAAAUGUGUUGUUUUUAUUUAUAGUGGAAGAAGGUUAUAGUUUUAAAUCCUCUUUGGCACUGCAGUGGUUAGUUUUUUUUCUGUCCCAUUUCACCCAUGUAAGUAUUAUCUGUUGUGGGGGUGGGGGUCAGCCUUGAGGCCACCAUUAAUGUCAAAAUGUGGCAUGACACGACCACAGUCUUAGCAUCUUAGCAUAACUAACUGUAAACAAGCUGUCCAGACCCAUUCAUCCACCAUUUACUGCUUCAACAGGCAUUCAACCUCAACUGGUUGGUCUUUCAUACAUCCAAAUUGUAACCAUGACUACCAUGGAUGCUCCCAUGACAUCAAACUCAUUCCAUGUAGUCUACAAAGUAACUGAAGGGGCAAAAGUUAUAUAGACUGUAGAUCAAUGUAGAUCGACUUUAAGGAAGGAGGUUGUCGUUCCUCCUGCAUACUGAGAUGUUUCACAACAAGGGCCUGAUGCUGUAUUUUGAAGCUAGCACUUAAAUGAAACCACAUGGGUCCAAGCCAUACAUUGCUCAGGCUUAGGUCUCGUUUCAAGACGGAAGGAACACUGUAUACUUUUCUUGGGCUACACGAAGGACUGCUGCAUCAUCUCAUUUUUCUAAAGACAAAAAUCUUUCUUUUUUUUCAUUUACUUUAUGAAAUGUAAAGACGUGGGUUGCCUGGAUGUUGUGAUUCCCGUCAUGGACUACUGUACUACGGAUGCGCUGUGUAAAGGCAUUGAAGCAUUCCAUUAUUCCCACUUCAGAAAGUAUUCUGGCAGAUGGUCAUGGAGAUAUGUUGUCAAUAUGGUUGCUGUUUCCCCCUUUCCCCUCACUGUUACAGGAGGAAGAAAAUAUAGACAUUGUUUCUUAUUAACUGUAUAGUCUUUUAAAGAUGGCAAAACAAUGGUGCAUUUGUCCCGAAGGAAGAAAACACACAACAACAAAAAAAAAUAAUGGAAAAAUAUGGGUUUUAAUGGAUGGUGCUUGUUUGUUUGGCUCUAAGUUGUAUAUUGCCUCUGUUAUGUUUAUUGAAACAGACAAAAAAAAAAAAGAUAAUGUGCAUGACGUGUUUAGCAGUCAUAAUUAUGUCCAUUUGUGAAUUGUGUAUCAAAUCAAAAAAUGAGGAGGGGAAAAAAGACAAAAAAGAAGAAAUCCGUAGAUGCACUUAUUGUAAAUGUGGUUAGGUUUAGUAGACUUCGAGUUCUUGACUGCCUUACACGUGUUUGUUUGGGCAGGAUGAGGAGAGAAAAAAAGACUUGUGGGAGAAGAUGUAAUGAAAAACAAAUAAAGGAUUGUAGAAUAAUGCUGAACAAUUCUGAAAAUUGCAGUUCUUUUGAUGCUUGUGAUUAUUGAAAAUGUACUUUAGAGAAAUUUCAUUGAAAAGAUAUGACUCUGAUGUUAAUUCUGUAGAAUAGCAAUGUAUACCAAAUGUAAUCUUUCCAAUCCUAUGAAGAAUUUAUACAUGAAAUUGAUAUGCAAUAAAACCUGUGUGCUUUUUAAAAGGAACGGCCACCACUCAAUUAUUAUUAUUAUUUCUUUCAGCUAUAGUAGAAGAGGAAAUACAAUACAGUGUCACUUCACGUCAAAUCUUGGACCAUUUAGUUUUAAUAAUUGAAACAACAUUAAAAUGAAUACAUAGAACACA